Messenger RNA from Pseudo-nitzschia multistriata, 1875 nucleotides. The record is from the annotation of a GenBank genome assembly. Lineage: Eukaryota; Bacillariophyta; Bacillariophyceae; Bacillariales; Bacillariaceae.
CCAAACUCGUUGUAAAAUUACAUCCACAUGCUGCGGUGCCGGUAGGUAGCAUCGUACGAUUACUCUAUCAGUGACUUGAACGACUGCUCAUCAAAAAUACAUAACAAACUUUGACGAGUUACUGUACAGUAAUGACCACCGUACGCACGGUACCAUACUCUAUGGCAUGGACUGUUAGAACUGUUUUACUUUAGUACGAAGUACCGUCCCGGUAGUACAGAAGUACAGGGUAGGGGUCAUGAUUUGGCCCUGCACGUACUUUACGGAACAAGAGCAAAACGGGUCGCGGAUUUAUGUCAAUUUUACAACCGAAAACGAACACAGCAACAACAACUUGUGACUGAACCGAAGUAGAGGAGUACAGUGAACUUGUUUCGAUCGAAAUGAAGAAUCGGGUCAGGAAAAACGACGGUCUUCCGAUAGUGAACGGGAAAAAAAUCACUCCUCGAAGCSKUUAUCGCCGCAAGGAAGAGGACUCACCGUGGUCCCUCCGUUUGACGRUCUUCCUUUGUSUUUUGUUAUUAUUUUUUCCCAGCAACGGAGGGGAACCAGAGGCUUCGACUGUGGCGAAGCCAGAAAAAAAGAUAGCAACAGAAAACAAACAGGCAACACCGCAGGCAACACAACAGGCAGCACCACAGCCAACACCGCAGAAUGGGGAAUUUCCAUCGUUUUGCUCACCCGAACAACUUGAAAUGAUURGCAAACAUUUGAGGCCGAAUGCGAGGGCCGCUACACUCACGAGCAAGUAUGCCAGGAAUCCAAUUCUAGCUAGAAAAUUUUAUGCAAGCGACRACUUUAAGCUGAAACCAGAGCAUACGUUCUUUGGGGUGUCGCUGGGAUGGAACAACAACGACGUUCCUGCGGACACCCUCCGCGUGGGGUCCAGAGAUCCCAAGCACAAUCCCACAGAGUGGGCCACCAAGCUCGGUCUCGGGAUGCGUUUGAAUCCCGUUUCGAUCGAGGGUGCAGCGACCCGGCCGGCCAAGUUGCUGGUCGUGGACUGGCCCAAGAGUUACAUGCCGGUGCCCGCGGUGUCGCUGGAGAAGCUGAAGGAACAAUCCGGGUACACCGACGACGAACUCGCCAUCGAAACCAUGGGACUGGAGAAGAUGCCURCGGCGCUCGAGAAUCUGAUCCGCUCCCAGAUGCCCAAGACCAACGGGAAGGUUGCGGCCGAUCAACCCAUCCAUUACCUCGACAUUCCUCUUACGGACGGAGCGGAUUACAUGAUAUUGAAAAUCCUCAUGAGGAGUCUCAUAAAAGACAUUCGGUUUAUGAUGUUUGAGUACAACGAUAAGGGCUCGUGGGGUGGGAAUGCCUCUCCCGAGAAUGCAUUUCGCGAGCUUACGAGAGAUUUGAAGCAGAASGGCAUGGUUUGCUACUGGACCGGCAAGGAAGAAACAAAGUUUCCCCUUUGGAGGAUCACGGACUGCUGGAAACCAAUGUACGACCAUCAGCACUGGGCCCUCGUUAGCUGCGUCAGCGUCAAGCACGACGACACGAAAGAACUGGCUUUGCGUAUGGAGMAGAACUUCCAGGCCACCCUCCGGCGCGGUGAUUUGCAGCUUUAAAUCUCCCGAACCAAAAUCCGGAGGAUCAAGGUGUGGCACCGCUGGCGUUCGGCAGCCGUCCACACCGCCUUGUCGUCCGGCGUACCGGGGAGGACCCCGGCAAGGAUCGCUCGGUCGGCGACGACCAGCGACGCACAACGCCGCCUUUGCCCUCGGUUCCAAAACCGCAGCGGGGACAGCGUGGUGGCCUUCGGUCCCGCGCGGUCCUCCGUUCGCAAGCCACUGCAAAUGGCGGUUCGCUUCCUUGAGUGUUGCUUCCUAGAAUGUAGUCUGGUAGUCGUUAAAAAUUAUACUAUUCUUA